CCUAGUUCAGUGCUGAUUAAAACCUGGUUCACUCCUGGCUUAGACCUUGCUGAACAUGGCAUUCAGAGUGCUGGUCCUGACUAUCUGCUGUUUGGGGGCUCUGGCAGAGAACAGCUCAGCAGAACCUUGCAGUCUGCGCUUGGUGGGAGGACCCAGCCGCUGUGAGGGGGAACUGGAGCUUCAGAGAACAGGUUUGAAUUGGACUAGAGUGAGUUCAAGACACUUGACUGUUGAGUUUGGGGCCAGAGUGUGCUCGGAGCUGGACUGUGGCCCGGCUCUGUCUGUCGUGGAAAAAAUAAGUUCAAAAAGAGAAGUUGUGAAUGUUUCUCCUAACUGUGAUGAAACUUCACUGAUUGACUGUUUUCGGACUGAAACAUUUCUCUCAGACAACAGUCUGCAGCUCAAGUGUUCAGAGUCGGUGCGCCUGGUCUCAGGGUCCGGCGUGUGCUCAGGAUCAGUGCAGAUCUGGAACCAGUCCUGGACCUGGCUCUGUGAAGGGACCUUGGACCAGGUGGGGGCAGAGGUGCUGUGCAGGGAGCUGGGCUGUGAGGCUCCUUCUCGCUUCCAGGGGGCGCUCUCUCCUCUGAGGCAACCAUUCCACUGUGAGGGCCAUGAGUCUUCUUUGAUGGCCUGUCCCCACUCCGGCUCAGAGAACUGCUCCUCUGGAGCUGCUGUCAACCUCACCUGCUCAGGUCCAGUCAGACUAGUGGGAGGGGCCAGUCGCUGUGCUGGGACUCUGCAGGUGAGACACAGAGGAGAGUGGAGACGGGUGAUUGACCCCUGUCUCAGGAGCGUCUUUUCACAGCCUACACCAUGGGUCUUGUCUGUGAUGUCAUGUGAUGUGUCCACAGACUCAGUGCGCCUGGUCUCGGGGUCCGGCCUGUGCUCAGGAUCAGUGCAGAUCUGGGACCAGUCCUGGACCUGGCUCUGUGAAGGGGCCUUGGACCAGCUGGGGGCAGAGGUGCUGUGCAGGGAGCUAGACUGUGGGGCUCCUUUUCUCUUCCAGGGGGUGCUCUCUCCACUGGGGCAGACAUUCCACUGUGAGGGCCAUGAGUCUGCUCUGAUGGACUGUCCCCACUCCAGCUCAGAGACCUGCUCCUCUGGAGCCGCUGUCAACAUUACCUGCUCAGAGCCGCUCAGGUUGGUGGGAGGAGCUAAUAGAUGUGCUGGAACUCUAGAGGUGAGACACAGAGGAGAGUGGAGACGGAUGGUGCCCUAUCACCCCAGAGACCCCUGGAACCGGGAGGCUACAGCGGUUGUGUGCAGAGACCUGGACUGUGGCUCUGCUAUUUCUGAAGAUCUGAGAGAUGGUUUUCCACAGACUCUUGUGUGGGACAUCACAUCUGUGUGUGCGAGGAAGAGGAGGAAGAAGUUUGCAGUGAGAGAGUGCAUCUGGAAUAGAUCCUAUCCUACAGACGAGGGUUUUGAGGUGGUGUGCUCAGAGUCAGUGCGCCUGGUCUCGGGGUCCAGCCUGUGCUCAGGAUCAGUGCAGAUCUGGAACCAGUCAUGGACCGGGCUCUGUGAAGGGGCCUUGGACCAGCUCGGGGCAGAGGUGCUGUGCAGGGAGCUGGACUGUGGGGCUCCUUCUCUCUUCAAGGGGGCGCUCUCUCCUCUGAGGCAGACAUUCCACUGUGAGGGCAAUGAGUCUGCUCUGAUGGACUGUCCACACUCCAGCUCAGAGACUUGCUCUUCUGGAGCCACUGUCAACCUCACCUGCUCAGAGCCACUCAGGCUGGUGGGAGAGGCCAGUCGCUGUGCUGGGAUUGUGGAGGUGAGACACAGAGGAGAGUGGAGACGGAUGACAUAUGCCUAUGAGAACUGGAAUGUGCAGGCUGCAACGGCUGUGUGCAGAGACCUGGACUGUGACUCUGCUGUUUCUGGAUAUGGAACAUAUGGUCUUCCAGAAACUGUAGCUUGGGUCACAACACCUGACUGUGUAAAGCGAAAGCAGUCUGCAGUGAGAGAUUGUGUGGGGCAUGGUUUCUCUCCCUCAGCCUGGGGCCUGGUGGCUGUGUGUUCAGACUUACUGAAGCGUCCAGUCGUCUCCUUGACUGUUUCUGAUGGGGCCUCCGAGGCCCAGCCACAGGGGCUCCGAGUGCUGUUGGGGUCAAAGUUCAUGGUCAAAUGCUCUGUGGAGCCACAGUACCUAGGAGGCUCCUUCCAGCUCCUCUCUCCCACUAUGAACUACACCCUACCCGCUGUCAAUCACUCUGCACACUUCCUGUUCUCUGACACUGGCCCUACCCACAAAGGAAACUACACCUGUAUUUACCAUGUGCAGGUGUUCAAUCACAACUUCUCCUCUCAGAGCCCCAGCCUGCAGCUCUAUCUGGGAGCUUCAGACUCAGACCUGAUGAUUAGAGUCCUGCUCAUUCUACUACUGAAGCUCCUGUACAUCCUCCCAAUGUACUACUACUACUGCAAGACCAGAGCCAGAAUGGGUGCAAGAGAGAGGAUCUGAGUGGAUCUGGACUUCCACAUGAGACUUGGACUGGUUCAAUUCGUGUUCAUCCAUGUUGCUCAUGUAUGGAUGUCUUUUAUACAUUUGUUUAAAAAAGAUAAUUACAAUAAACUUGUUUCUCACUGAGCCGUGCAGAUGAGAUAAAGGAAAAAAAAGUCUGGUUGCCACAAGAUAAUAUCUUAGGAAAACGAGAUAACUGCUCUCCAGUUUAACACAUGGUUCUCACACUUACACAUGGUUCUGCAGUACAUUAUUGGCCACAUUUUGGGACACCUUUGACAGAAUUCUUCCAGCACUGGCUCACCACUGUACCUCACCCUUUCAACACAGACACAGGCCACAUGCUGGUAUAUCCAUAGCUGCACACAAUGAUCUCACAACUGUGCAUUAUAGUGCACUGGACACACAUAUUUCAACAGAUUGGCUCCUCUGUCAUGACAUUUAUUAAAGUUUAAUUAACUACAAAAAAAUAAAAACAUAGCAAAAGAAGAAUUCAAUUCUGUCUACUGGAUAAAUUUUACAGUGAAGACAUUUUCCACUCAUCCAAGAGGCUUCUUCAGUUGUGGUCAGACACUGGUGGACAUUGUCUUAUAUGUUCCUAAAGGGGGUCCGUUCACAUCCAGCCUUUGAUCUUUGCUUUUACUGCCCAGCUUAAUUAUCUCAUGGCCACAAGAUGUUAAUUUUCAACUGUAUUCUUCUUCUUCUCCUUUUCUUUUCUUUAUUUCUUUUUUUUAAUUUUUUUGUAUUUCUUAAUGG
Boleophthalmus pectinirostris (great blue-spotted mudskipper) is the source of this 3217-nucleotide messenger RNA. RefSeq names its product scavenger receptor cysteine-rich type 1 protein M160-like. Bases 56 to 2461 code for a protein of 801 amino acids. Lineage: Eukaryota; Metazoa; Chordata; Actinopteri; Gobiiformes; Gobiidae. The record is from RefSeq and is a predicted model, not a curated record. Gene Ontology annotation, cellular component: membrane. The transcript is spliced from 12 exons.